Molecule: messenger RNA, 542 nt
Organism: Funneliformis geosporum
Lineage: Eukaryota; Fungi; Glomeromycota; Glomeromycetes; Glomerales; Glomeraceae
Source: the annotation of a GenBank genome assembly
GAUGCAGAUCACGUAUUGACAACAACAUAGAGAUGGGAGUAAUUCCAACUGAGGAUUCUAUACAAGAAGUUCUUAUGAGUUGCGAUGCACUGCAAGAAAGCUAUAAUAAUCCUUUUGCAUACCUUUUGAAAAAGUUCUAUAAUGAUAAUCGUUUAAUUGUAGAUAACACUGGACAUCCUAUAACAUUAAAGCAUAUCCAUUAUCUGCUAAUAAAAGCGGCGUACUUCGAUGAUCAAAUCAAACGCAGUCGCCAAGAUGCUAUAGAUGAAGUUUCAAGAGAUCUUGUCGAUUGUUCACCAACAAAAUUCAGAAUUAAAUGUAAAAAAAACCAAUUAACAAAGAUGGAAGGAACUUCAGGGAAAGAAAAUGAUGGAUAUGUAAUGUCAACGGCAGCAAAAGAAUUGUUUGAUGAUUGGGUUAUAGAUCAAAGUCUCGAAGAAUAUGAUUAUAGAUUCCUUGAAGAUAUUAUGGAAACAUCAAAAGCUUCAAUAAAUAAUUUAGAGAAGGAACAAGAGGAAGAAUUCUUAAUGAAACUUCCAUAA